This is a messenger RNA of Capronia epimyces CBS 606.96, 1080 nucleotides long. RefSeq lists its product as uncharacterized. The transcript is spliced from 2 exons. The record is from RefSeq and is a predicted model, not a curated record. The coding region runs from base 1 to 1080 and encodes 359 amino acids. Gene Ontology annotation, cellular component: membrane. Lineage: Eukaryota; Fungi; Ascomycota; Eurotiomycetes; Chaetothyriales; Herpotrichiellaceae.
AUGGCCCUCCCAGUUCUUCGCACCUUGACACAAUGCGCCGAGUACAAUACGACCGUGGCUCCAUUCCUCUCCCAACUACGGCCCCUUCCAGAGGUCUUCGUUCAGGCCUUUGCGAGCCCUGCGGCGCUGAAACAGCUAUAUCUUGACACGAACCCUCUGGUCACAGCUGUUGCCUUCUCGCUGGCUCUCGCCCCCGUCUUCCUGCUGGUCUCGGAGGUCAAUAAGAACUACUCUCAGGUAGAUCGAGUCUGGUCGAUAUUACCAACCAUCUACAAUCUCCACUACGCUCUUUACGCUCGCCUGGCAGGACUUCGCACGACGAGACUUGACGUGGCCGCAGCCAUCAGUGUGGUCUGGACUACACGACUGACCUACAACUAUUUUCGCAAGGGUGGUUAUUCCGUUGGAAGUGAAGACUAUCGUUGGGCCAUUGUGAAGGAGCAUAUUGGACCUGCUGUCUUCUUCGUCUUCAAUGUCCUCUUCAUCUCGUUGUACCAAUCGCUUCUCCUCUUCAGUGUCACCACUCCGACUUAUGUCCUUCUCCUCACUCAGCGCCUGGCCACAUACAGCCCGCAGACGCCCUCAUGGGAUUGGAAAGACACUCUUGCCGGCUCAAUAAUACUAUUUUGCAUAGGCAUCUCAUUUGUGGCUGAUCAACAGCAGUGGAACUACCAUCUGGCCAAGGCUGAUUAUCAGAAGCAAGCCAAAGUACCCGUGGGCUAUGAGCGGGCAGACCUAGACCGGGGCUUCUUGAUCAAAGGUCUCUUCGCCUACUCCAGACACCCAAAUUUUGCCGCCGAGCAAGGUGUCUGGGUUACCCUUUACUUGUGGUCGUGCUUGGCUACAAAGACUUGGUACAAUUGGAGUGGAACCGGAGCAGUGCUCUACUUACUCCUGUUCCAGGGUAGUACUUGGCUAACGGAGCUUCUGUCCUCCGGCAAGUACCCAGAGUACAAGAUCUAUCAAGAGAGAGUUGCAAAAUUUCUGCCUCUGCCAGGUCCAUCGCCAUAUCAUGCCGCAGGCUCCAACCCCCAGGAUAGUGAAGCGCUGAAAGCACGCCAGCGAUACGAUCUACGCUGA